AUGAAACUAUAAGAAGAUGGAUCGUCUGUUGAUAUCAUUUCAUCUUUAGUUGAUGAUAGUUCCCAAUAGGGUUCAGAGUAAUUCGAUAUUACUAUAAGUGAAUGUGCAGAUUCAACUGAUUAACAAUAUACAGAGUAUAAGACAUCAUCAUCACUUGGAGUUUAUACUAUUUAAUAGUGUCAUACAAAUAUUGAAAGAAUUCUUAAAUCAUUUUCUAAUCACAAUUUAGAUACCUUGCCUGGUAUACGUGAAUCUAUUGUAAAACUCAUAUUAACUGAUUGA
This is a messenger RNA of Paramecium sonneborni, 282 nucleotides long. The record is from the annotation of a GenBank genome assembly. NCBI's taxonomy places the organism in Eukaryota, Ciliophora, Oligohymenophorea, Peniculida, Parameciidae.